AGCCAAGGCAGGGUAAACCACAUCACCCUCGAAGCCAGUCUACUUUUGAUACUCCCAAGAAACAAAUUGUUUCCCAAAAGGCAGAAUAUCGUCUAAGAAAAGGGAAAGAGAAUCUUCCCCCACCCACUAGAGAGUCAUUAUGAGCCACGAACUCACGCUCAUUGUCGCGGCGACGCGCAACAUGGGCAUCGGCGCCAAGGGCGGCCUGCCGUGGACGGGACUGAAGAAAGAGAUGGCGUACUUUGCGCGCGUGACGAAGAGACUUCCUCCGCAGGCACCCUCAGACGCCCGCAACGCCGUCAUCAUGGGCCGCAAGACGUGGGACAGCAUCCCGCCCCGCUUCAGACCUCUCAAAGGCCGCCUCAACAUCGUCAUCAGCCGCUCUCAGCCUGCUUCCUUGGACUCUGCUUCGGCCACGGCGGCGGCCACGGAUUUCGAAAAGGACGCGGUAAAGGUCUCCUCCUUAGACCAGGCCCUCGCGUUCCUCCGCUCCGAUGCCAGCGGAGCCGCGGCCGGCAAGCUGGGCAAGGUGUUUGUCAUUGGCGGCGCGCAGAUUUACGGCGCGGCGCUCGAGGUGCCCGAGGCCAAGAGGGUUCUGCUGACGAGGGUUAUGGGGGAGUUUGAGUGUGAUGCGUUCUUCCCGCUGAAACUUGGCGGCGAGGGCGAGGGGGGCGAAUGGGCUCAGGUUGAGAAGAAGGGGCUUGAUGAGUGGGUUGGGGAGGAGGUUGAGGGGGGUGAGAUUGAGGAGAAUGGGACGCGGUAUGAGUUCCAGAUGUGGGAGAAGAUUUGA
This is a messenger RNA of Colletotrichum scovillei, 790 nucleotides long. Its product is annotated as dihydrofolate reductase. NCBI's taxonomy places the organism in Eukaryota, Fungi, Ascomycota, Sordariomycetes, Glomerellales, Glomerellaceae. Gene Ontology annotation, biological process: dihydrofolate metabolic process; folic acid metabolic process; tetrahydrofolate biosynthetic process. Gene Ontology annotation, cellular component: mitochondrion. Gene Ontology annotation, molecular function: dihydrofolate reductase activity; NADP binding. The transcript is spliced from 2 exons. The record is from RefSeq and is a predicted model, not a curated record. Bases 140 to 790 code for a protein of 216 amino acids.